This is a messenger RNA of Eriocheir sinensis (Chinese mitten crab), 519 nucleotides long. RefSeq names its product 60S ribosomal protein L23 (gene RpL23). The record is from RefSeq and is a predicted model, not a curated record. Gene Ontology annotation, molecular function: structural constituent of ribosome; large ribosomal subunit rRNA binding. The coding region runs from base 70 to 492 and encodes 140 amino acids. Gene Ontology annotation, biological process: translation. Gene Ontology annotation, cellular component: ribosome; cytosolic large ribosomal subunit. The transcript has 5 exons. Lineage: Eukaryota; Metazoa; Arthropoda; Malacostraca; Decapoda; Varunidae.
AAAAGUGAAGCAACACAAGGCGGACGGCGAGGAGGCGGCGUGACGUCACUCCUUCAUCACACCGCCACCAUGUCGAAAAGAGGACGUGGAGCAUCGUCGGGAGGGAAGUUUAGGAUCUCCCUCGGCCUGCCGGUGGGCGCAGUCAUGAGCUGUGCUGACAAUACAGGCGCCAAGAACCUGUACAUCAUUGCUGUGCAGGGCAUCAAGGGUCGCCUCAACCGCCUGCCGGCCGCCGCUGUUGGAGACAUUGUGGCUGCCACCGUCAAGAAGGGCAAGCCAGAGCUCAGGAAGAAGGUGCAUCCCGCCGUGGUGGUGAGGCAGAGGAAGCCUUACCGCAGGAAGGACGGCGUCUUCAUCUACUUUGAGGACAAUGCAGGUGUCAUCGUCAACAAUAAGGGCGAGAUGAAAGGGUCAGCUAUCACAGGACCCGUGGCAAAGGAGUGCGCGGACCUGUGGCCCAGAAUCGCCUCCAACGCUGGCUCCAUCGCCUAAAGUAGAAGAAUAAAAAAAUAAGUCAAA